AUGGCGGCCAGACAAACCAAGUUCAAGGUGGCUGCCGCCCAUGCAGCACCGGUGUUCAUGAACAAAGCUGCGACAAUCAAGAAGACGAUUGCUUUGAUCGAACAAGCUGCAGUGGACGACAUCAAGCUGCUUGUGUUUCCGGAAACGUUCAUUCCCGGCUACCCUUACUGGGCCGAAUGCUAUGCCCCGUUGAAACAAGUCGGCGCAUUGGCCCAGUAUGCUGAGGAGAGUGUUGUAGUGGAGCCGAAUGGAGAGGAUGUCAGCGCUAUUCAGGAUGCGUGCCGGCGUACUGCUGUUGCCAUCAAUCUCGGCGUCUCUGAGCGGGUUGCAAACGGACACACCUUGUUCAAUUCACAAGUCAUCAUCGACAAUGACGGAACAAUUCUGGGAGUCCAUCGCAAGCUUCAGCCAACCUAUGUUGAGCGCUACAUCUGGGCCCAGGGCGAUGGUAGUACUCUGCGCAACUGGCCCUUGUCGCUUGGCUACAACCUUGGAGGUCUCGCAUGUUGGGAGCACACUAUGAAUGGCGCUCGCCAGGCGUUGCUCAUGCAAAACCAGCAUAUACAUGCGGGAGCAUGGCCAGCUCUUUCGACAAUGGCUGGAUUUGAAGCUGUCGCAGACGCACAAAUUGAAGCUUUAAUGAAAGCACAUGCUUUGACUGCACAAGUUUUCGUCAUCACAGCUUCCAACUACGUCGACAAUACCUGUCUCAGCUGGAUGGAGGAGAACCUCGGCCAGCAAGACCUUGUCAAAGCGGGAGGCGGCUGGUCGUCCAUCAUAGCUCCCUUCUGCAACUUCAUUGCAGGCCCGCACACAGGUGGUGAAGAGAAACUAGUGCAAGGAGAAAUCGAUUUUGCGCAGCUCGGUGCUGUCAAAGUUUGGAUCGAUGCCGCGGGACACUACCAACGCCCAGAGAUUCUUCAGUUCGGUUUCGAUGCGCGCCCUCACUGGGCCGACGAGAAGACAGAUCGCUUCAAGAUCCGUGCUGAGGAGAAGAAGCCAAAGGAUGAAUGGAACGAUCAGACGCAAUGA
This is a messenger RNA of Ascochyta rabiei, 1032 nucleotides long. RefSeq lists its product as uncharacterized. The transcript has 2 exons. Gene Ontology annotation, molecular function: catalytic activity. Lineage: Eukaryota; Fungi; Ascomycota; Dothideomycetes; Pleosporales; Didymellaceae. The coding region runs from base 1 to 1032 and encodes 343 amino acids. The record is from RefSeq and is a predicted model, not a curated record.